GAUUUGGCUACCCCGCUCUCAUUUCCUUCUCUUCACUUCAUUGAGGUGUCCUGCUGACGAGGGCGUUGAGGAUUGUUUCGGGAACUUUCGCGAUUUUCUCUAUGCUGAUCCCCUGAUGGCCCAUUAUAUCAAACACCUACGCCUAGGUGAUCUACCGUCCCUACGUGGCUCAUGGAUUCGAGACGAACGCCCCACAACAUGUCUUCAUACUCUAGCCGGCAUUCUUACUAGACUUCCAGCAUUGCAACGACUAGAUCUCUGCGACUUUCAUAUUAAGGUGGAGACACACUCUGCAUCGCCUCCGUUACUGACCCUAAGGCUGGACAAACUCACCAUGCACGAUGUUGGGGCUCCGACCGCACCUAUGCUCGGUAUUGCUGAUUUCCUUGGCUACUUCUCAGAAAUCCGACACCUCCAAAUUGGAAGGCUUUACAGUACUAUCUCAUGGUUUAAACUCGACGAUUUUGUUCAGGCGCUGACGGAAUAUGAAGCAAGCAGAGCAUCAGUGCCUUUAAAAGUUCAUACUCUGGAAUACUCGAGCACAGUUUGCUACUCUACUGAGCACGCGCUUCGUAUGUUAGGCUCGAUCCUUUCAGCUGCCAGUACCACACACCUGGCGGUCAACUUUCACAACUGGGAAACAUGGAGGGGAUUCGGGCACUUUCUCUUGGCGCAUCCUGGAGUGCGCCACCUUGACCUGGACCUUUCCGACUUUUUGUCCCGCAACCCAAAUGCUGACGUUCUCAAUUUGAAUAACUGCGGGAAAUUGGCAAGCAUUAAUCUGGAUAUCAAAAUCUUGGGUCAUGGAAACGAAGCUCAACGAAACAACCAAGCGGCUAUCCAGGCGGUCUUAGGCAUACUUUCAACCACGUCAACAGAGAGUCUCACUUUCAUCACAAUCGACAUUCGGCUCUCGUCUUGUAUGGUGGACGACUUCACGUCCGCCAUGGAUUGGCCUAGAUUGAUACAAGUCCUCGAUAGACAUCAAAAUCUGGAACGGGCCGCCUUAGUUUUUGAAGGUGACAUGUUCACAUUGCAGGAAACCGUCUUCAAAUGUGUCCAGGUUGUGAACAGCCAUCCACAACAUCAACAACUCCAGCGUGUAAAAUUAGCUGCUUACAUUGGUGAAGCCGCCGCAAUCCCAACGACAUAUCUAGGUGUAUAGUCAUGAACGAGAAGUGCAUGCGUUCAUCGUUAUCAUGCCUUUGACUUCACUGAUUAUCUCGGCCGAUCUUACUGACUCCAAUGUACAUGUAUUUUAUUCGAAAUAUCCCAUCUAAUGUAAAUGUUCAUGUUUACGAUAUAGGGACCUUAGGAAAUUCUCUUGACGACUCGGAUGCUCGCGAAUGCCACUUGAUCGGAUGAUAGUCCUGCAGUAUGAGUCCCUACGAGAAAGUCACAAUCCUUCGCAUGUUUGAAAAUGCAUCGGGUCUCUCUGGGUGUUUAUAACCAUCUCAAUCACACGAUAAACUGAUGCUGGACAUGUUGAUUCCAUUCUCCAAGGGUGCUCAAUCGUCUGUCGAGCAGUACAUCUAGGACGCCGAAGACUCAGGAGAGAGGAGGCAAUCUAUGACCUUUUCCCUUCAAUGUUGGGCCGUAGUACUUAUUUACACUCUCA
Messenger RNA from Somion occarium, 1618 nucleotides. The record is from the annotation of a GenBank genome assembly. Lineage: Eukaryota; Fungi; Basidiomycota; Agaricomycetes; Polyporales; Cerrenaceae.